GCAACACCAGUUUGACGUCACUUGGGAGCCUGACCCGGCUAGCUGUCAUCCGCGUAGAAGGGAAGGACAUAACAUGGAGCUAAAUUUUCCGUUGUACAGUUAUAGAUGUUUCGUAGCUUGUUAAAAGCAUACAAGGAUUUUGGUAUUUCUAUGUACCACGUUAGCGGUCCAUUCGUUUCGACGUCUUCAACAAACAGCGGCUAGCUAACCGGCUAACGUUAGUUAGCUUGUAACUUACUGUAACUGUUAAAAAGGUAGCGAGUUCAGACAGAAAGCCUACGCAUGGCGUUAAUCCUGUUUACGAGGUCUCGGGCACCUUUAAUGAAAACGUCCAGGUCGUUAAAGAACGAAUUCAGGAAAGGCAAAGGGAAAGUACAAGAUGGUGCCUGUUUCAACUGCACAGCGCUCAGACUCUCCAGUCAAAAACUUGAUGGGCUCCGACUCAGCAGUUUGGCCCAGGUUUCUUCACUCGGUCCUUCCCUCCCCUUGUCAGAUGGCUAUGUGGGCCCCUGCCAGAGCCCGGACUCACAGCGGCUCUACUGUGCGUUUGUGUUGGGGGCCUCCCCUUCACCAUACCCUGCAAUUACAACGGGAGCCCAGUGGAUGAUAGCACGACCACACGACAUCCCUGGUGUUAGGUGGAUACACACCUCACGGAGGAGAUGGGACGACUCCAAGGUGGAGAAGUCACUGCGUUCGUUAAAGGACAAGAAGAAGAAGCUGGAGGAAGGAGGGCCGGUGUACAGCCCGACGCUGGAUGCAGAACCUGUGAGAAGGACGCUCCGACAGUGGGUUGUAGAUGAAGUCAAGCACUACUACCACGGCUUCAGGCUGCUGUGGAUUGAUACCACCAUUGCUGGCCGAAUGCUGUGGCAGGUGCUGAAUGGACACCCCUUGUCCCGACGAGAGAGGAGACAGUUCCUCAGAACAUGUGCAGACGUCUUCAGACUUCUUCCCUUCCUGGUGUUCAUCAUUGUCCCUUUCAUGGAGUUCCUGCUUCCUGUAGCUCUGAAACUCUUCCCCAACAUGCUGCCGUCCACCUUCGAGACACAGUCAAAGAAGGAGGAGAGGUUGAAAACGGAGCUGAGAGUCAAACUGGAGAUGGCCAAGUUCUUGCAGGACACCAUCGAGGAGAUCGCUCUGCGGAACAAGGCUGCUCAGGGCAAUGUGACGGAGGAGUUCUCCACCUUCUUCCAGAAGAUACGGAAUUCUGGGGAACGUCCCAGUAAUGAGCAGAUCAUAAAAUUCUCCAAACUGUUCGAGGAUGAGCUGACUCUGGACAACCUGACCCGACCUCAGCUGGUGGCUCUCUGCCGUCUCCUGGAGCUCCAGUCCAUCGGGACCAACAACUUCCUCCGCUUCCAGCUCAUCAUGAAGCUGAGGACCAUCCGUGCAGAUGACAAGCUGAUAGCAGAGGAAGGGGUGAAGAGUCUGAAUGUGAACGAGGUGCAGGCAGCCUGUCGCGUCAGAGGCAUGAGAUCUCUCGGAGUCACAGAAGAACGACUGAGAGAGCAACUCAGCCAGUGGCUGGAGCUGCAUCUGAACCAGCAGAUCCCCACGUCCUUGUUGCUGCUGUCUCGAGCCAUGUACCUACCCGACACCCUUUCCCCCGCCGACCAGCUGAAGACAACACUGCAGACGCUGCCUGAGAUGGUGACAAAGGAGGCCCAGUUGAUGGUGGCAGAGAUGGAGCUCUCCAAAGUGGACAAUAAGACCAAGGUGGAGGCCACACUACAGGAGGAGGCGGCCAUACGCCAGGACAACAAGGACAGGGAGAUGGAGAGGUUGGCAGACGCUGCAGAGAAAGCUGCCAGGGAGGGUGAGUUGGAGCUUGAAGCAGAGAGGGUGAAGAGCAGCCACGCAGAUGCAGAGCUGGCUAAAGCUGACAUGGCUGCUCAUUCAGAGAUACUGAGGGAUACAGCACCUGUCAUAGAAGGAAUCAAGUUUGAACAGUGGCAGACAUUUCUGCGCUUCCAGGGUGAGGAGAUCACCAAAGAAGAGAUUGACCUAUUGAGUGAUGCAUGCUCAAAGCUGAAGGAGCAGAAGAGGCUGUUGACUCUGGAGAAAGAAGAGCUUGAAGAACUGAAGGAUGAUGUCCAGGAAUACAAUGAGGAUUUGGAAGAGAUAAAGAAGGAGCUUUCUAAGACCGGCCAAGAAAAGGCGCUAGAGGAGUCAAAGGCGAGCCAGCGUCUGUCUAAGAGAGUAAACCGUAUGAUUGGUCGCAUCGACAAGAUCAUCCUGGAGCUGGAGAAGGACAAGGUCAUCCUGGAUGGACAGAUGGACAGUGGGACCACCCCACCUGUCGGAUUAUUCUUUACUAAACAUAGUGAUGCCACAAGUCUGUUCUACACCUUCAGGGAGAACCUCAUCAGCAUUGACGAGCUGAUCGGCGUCAUGCGGCAGAUCCAGAACAUUCCAGAGCACAAGCUGCAGAGCAUCGCAGAGGCUCUCGACGACAACAAGGACGGGAAGAUUGACAUUGACGACGUCAUCAAAGUGGUGGAACUGAUCGACAAGGAGGACGUCGACAUCUCCACCUCUCAGGUGGCUGACAUCAUGGUGAUGCUGCAGAAGGAGGAGAAGCUGAUAGAGAAGGAAAAGGCCAAAGAGAAGGCUGAAAAGGCAGCCACACUCAACAGCUAACUCAUUUUCCACAAAGACACAUAGCACUUGUAAAAAAUGACCACUGAGAAGUUUGUUGACUGGUACCCGGUCACAGAAAACUCCAGACACCAGAUCGUUCUGGACAAGUCGAGAGAGUCACGAGGUAACAGCUGCCUUCUCAAAAUAUAAUUUCGACAUUAACUGAGAAAACAAAUAGAAGGCAUAUUGCCUUUUAACACACACAAAAUCAAAUAGAAACUUAAAUUGCCAUUAUACGUUGAUACAGGGAACACAGUGACAUGAAAGUGACAUUAAGAGUUAGCAAAGAAUAAAAAUUGAUCAAAAAUGUUUGGAAAAUAUAUUAGGAGAUUUAUUGUUUAAAGUUUGAGGUGAACCGUCUUGCCUUUCAUUUCAUUCAUGUCAUCAUCUCAGAGAAAUGAGAGAUCAUUUCUGGACUUUGCACAGUAAAAACCAUUGUCAUCACCAUCAUUACACUCAGUUAGAUUUUGUUUAUCCAUCAUACUCCCAUAUUGUAAAGUAAGCUGUAAUUUUUUGUGAAUUGUACUUGGCAGGGUAGCUUUUUGCCAGCUAGAGGAUGUUUAAAUGGUGGCUGCAAGCAAAUAUAUAAUUACACAGAAGAUAGAAAUUAAUUAAAAAACAUCACAUUCUGUGUGUGAGUUUAAAGAGUUGAAUUAAAAAAUGCUAUACAUUAAUUCUACAAAUAAAAAAAUCAUAGCUUUGAGUUCAUCAUUCCCACUAUAAUGGAAGUAAAGGGAGAAUUCAUACUGUAGAAGUGUUAAAAUUACUGUACUGUAAAUUAAUUUUGUACUUAUUACAUAAUAAGCUUUUGUCUCAUUUUAGCACAGCUCUUCAUAUCUGUUCUUGUUGUGUUCAAUAGAUGUCUGUAAAAUGCCAAAGCUGCACUGUGGCACAUUUAAUUACACCUUCUGAUUAUUCCUAAAAUCAACAAACAAGUCAGUUAAAGGGACCGUUCACCUCAAAAUCAAAAAUACAUGUGAGCAGCAACUGUGUUGAGUUUUUCAAAUGUAAUUUUUUUGGUGCUUUGAGCACCACAAGCUGAGUGUCAUAUAGUUCCAUUAUAUUCCAAAAAGGCAGACAUCUCUACGGCCGAUAUCUCCAAAACUCGGCAACUCACACCAAAACAAUCUAGGUGGAUAAAAAGCACUACAGGUAAGAGGAAAAAUAUUUUAGAUUUUGGGGUGAACUGUCCCUUUAAGACCGACUGAUAUUUAUGAGCAGUGUCGAGCAUAAUCAGUAUAGGGACGCUGAAACAGCACACCAAUCAAAUAUUGGUCAGUUGUUGCUGUGACAAGUGGUAGUUUAAUUUGUUAGUUCAGUUGUUUGGAGGUUUUCUGGUCAGAGGGUGAAAGUGGCUUCUUGUGAAUGUUAAGUAGAUUAUUUUGUGCAUGAGUAGUGUGAUAACCGUGGUAAUGUUGACCCCCACAGUUGAAUGCAAAGUGGCCUUCUCUUGACACAGAUAUUAUGGAUCGUAUGCUGUUGUAUAUUUAUUUUUGAGUGUUUUAAGAAGAUGUUAGAGCUCUUGAUAUUCUUCUCACUUGAUGUAAUUUAGUUUUGGGCUGAAGAAGUCUGAAUGAAUUCAGUUGCAGAUCAGGUUGUUUGAGGCACAUUCUGAUUCCUCAGUUUUGUUUUAUUUGCAAUGUAGCGGCGAUGAAUCUGUGUGGGUUGUAAACAAGGACGAAGUGAUGAUUUCAGAUAAUAUUCGAGUCAAAUACUGACCAUUACAUUCAUCUCGCUGCCUGUUGGCAUUUGUUCAACUGUGUUCACACUGCAAGAAGCUUGGCCAUUGUGUUUUGUGUGUACUCUGACAACAUAUUCCAAUUAGGGCUGCAACUAAUGAUUAUUUUGAUUUGAUUAUAUUAUCUUUGGGUUUAAUUUAGAAGAUUAAGACAAGUGGAAGAGAAAAUUUUCUAUCAAUUGAUUAAUCGAUUAAUUUCAGCACUAAUAUCGACCAAUCAGAAAUGUGAUCGCUCACAGGAUUAUUGAUCGUUCACACAUCAGCACAGUUUGCCAGGUUGCUCACCUCUAAAGGAAAUAAACAGACUUCUGUUGAGUUGCUUGUGAUGUUGCUUGCAGUGUGAACCCACGGUAAAGGGUUGAUCCACCUUUACCUUUGGAUUGAAUAUCGGUUAGUUUGUGGUCAGUCAUCUCUCAGUUAUUCUUCCACGGUAACCAGAGAAGAGCUCAGGUGUGAACGCAGAAGACAAAGUGGUACUUGAGAUAAUGCUGAGUGGAUGACUCUCCAUUUAAUCCCUUCCCGGAAUCCGCUGUCAUACGUGUGGAUGAUUAAGACGUUGUUCGCCUUCCAUCAAGCACUGUCCCAGUUCAGACCCAGCACUGCCUGAUAGGGCGAGGGCUCUGCUUCGCCUGGGACCAGUCAGACUGAUGGGUGCAGGGUAAAUACUCGCCCCAUACAUGGGCCAAAGCCAGCUCUGCUGGAGGGUUGUGUUUAGGUUAGAGACGAUCCGGCGGGACAUGGCAUGCUCUCUCCCGCAUAAAUCAGCAGUCAGUGUAAACAUGUCACAGGAACGUUGUGACAACCUCUCGAUUACACUUGGCAGGAGAGAGUAGUGUUUAUGUCCCCGCGCCUGACAGGUCAGGCUCAGGGGAGCGCUGUGUACAUUAGCAGCACUGCCACUGUUUCUAGGCAUGGAGGGGCCAAAGGUCAGAGGGGGUUAAUGUAUGACAGUGACAUAUACCAGGGUAUGUAAAGCUGAUGGAGAUCAAUACUUAAGAUUCCUGCGUAGAAAGGGUUGAAAUGAACAGAAUUUGAAUUUAAAGGCCACUGUGUUGACGUAGAGGGUUCCAGGAAAAAGAUGCAGGCAAGGUGCUGCACAGUCACUCAAUUGUAGUAGAAUACUUCUACGUAUACCUUUUACCUGCCGAUGUGUGGCAACUGAGGAGAAAUUGAUUGUUUCUGUGAUAUUUCUCCAGAGUUGUAAACACUGUGCAGUGUUUGGCCAUUUUAGUAACCUUCAAACGCACUGAUCUUCAGCUCAGUCCGGUAGAGCUGAAACGAUUAGUCGAAUAGCCAGUUAAGAUAAUUUCAAGCAAGAAUGCAAUAAAUUGACUAGUUUCACCUUCACAAAAAGAAGAAAAUAAUUGGAACAUUGAUUGAUAAUGAAAAGUUAGUUUCUGGAUCGUAUUUCAUCUCACAGGUACCUGAAACAGCACGGCCCUUGCAUUUCUUUGAUGCAGUGCUGUUUUAAAAGGACAUAAAAUAGAGAAAAGCAACAAAACCUCGUAUUCCAGAAGUUGGACCUAGCGAUUGUUUGUCAUUUUUGCUCGAUGAAAGACUUCAACAAUUUAAUAGUUAUCAAAAUUGUCAUUGAUUGAUUUUAAUUUUAAUUUAACCAAUUAUCAGAAAUGUUGUAUUCUCACACAUUGUGCUACUGCAGGCCUGCGCAAUCAUUUCAUGCACUAUUCAUUGUGAUGAAUAUAUUUCAGCUGUACAGUUAACGAUAUGACAUGACAUGUCAUAUUUCCCACAUUCUACCAGGAUAUAAUUAUGAUGCGUGAAAACCUGUCAAACCUUCAAAUGCAUUCAAGAAAUCCUGGAAAAAAUAAUUCCAUUUUGAAAUGGAGAAUAUGUAGGAACCCUGAUAUGAAUAUCAGCAGAAUAGCACAUGCCUGUCACUGAAUACAGACUACAAACAAAACCAAUAUGUUUGCUUAUAUUUCCAAAACACACAUCUCUUGUUCAAAAAGCCCCAAAACAAAGGUUUCUGCAGCCGUGCAUGGUAGUUUGUGAUGACAUGUUUAUGUGCGUCCUCGUCUUUGGCUGCAGUAGGAGGAGUUGAGCAGAGUUCACAGCUCACCGCUGGCAGCAGUUGCACCGUUGCACUGUAUUGUUUAAGCUGCUGUCUUUAAAUAAAAUAAAAAAAAAACCUACCUAAGGGAGGAGGAAAGGAGAGAAACAGUUGGCAGCAGACAGCGAGUUUAAAUCAGUCGUUUUUCAUUGUAAACCAAGUCCAGUAGCCAAGAGUUGUUUUCUGCCUUGCUCUUUUUCUUGACACUUGACAUUUUAGGCUAGUUAGAAGAAGUAAUGGCUGAUUUCAGCUUGCUGUCGUAAUGCUUUGACUGCUUUCCGUUGAGUAUUGCCACUGUGUAAAUGCACUAUUCAUUUUUGAUACAGCAGGUGUGUGUUAAUGUCUGGACUCAGGGUGUGUUCAGUCUGAUGUGGUUUGAGCAGCUUCAGUACCAGCAGGGAGAUGAAGUUAGUGUGUUGUGAUCUACGAUACAAACCGUCCUAAAAGAUUCCUGUUGAGUUUGAGGAGACAAGUUGUAGAUGUUGUGUACUAGAAGAACAAAUAUUUAAAAGCAAUAAGUCAUUUAUGCAACAUGUAUCUUUUUGAAUUUUGUUUUUCUGCCUUUUUGAGGCUGAACAAGCGUGUUUAAUUUGUUUAAAGCAUUGUAAUAUAUGUAAUUUAGAAAAGAAAUGGAGUCCUCAUGCUAUCAGCAAGAAAAAGGAUGCUAUAACUAAAAAGCAAAGAAAGCAAUGUGUGGAUUCUGCUUCUCUUCUUGAUUUCAGGCUGAUAUUCUGCUUAUUUGGGAGUUGAUGCACUUGUAGUUGAUUAUUGUAUGGACCUUUCUGAGGACUGAUGUACCCACUUUUCCCCCCUUUUUUAAAAAGUAUUUUGCACUAGCCCUUUUUGUAGAAUAUAUAAAAAUAUGAGUUUUCUCUUGAGGUGGAAGUAGGAAGAACUGUUGAGCAGAGAAUAAGGCAGCUGGAGACUAAAAGCAGGAUCAGCAGUGUUUUUAAAGUUAAGGAAAUAAGAUGUGGAGUCAGAGUCUGUCUGCUUCUACAGAUACAGACCUAAAGCAGCAGCUCAGACCUCUCUCAGGUUCAUACGCAGGUCUGCAAACUGAAAAUGAAAUAGGUGUAGAAAACUACAUUUAACUGCAUUUUAAAUAAUAGUGCAGCCACCAUCUUUUUAGAAAGGAAACUUGUUGUUCUAAAGGUGUGUUCAGGCAGAAAGCGAAGCAAAUUUUCGCCCGGGUCUUGGACCUUUUGUGUUUAUUCGCCCCCAAACAGCAAAUGUACUGCACCAACUGUAAAGACACUAGCUGCAAGCUAGCUAGCAACUGACGCAGCGACCGUGUGUGUGUGUGUGUGUGUGUGUGUUCAUCUCAGCCUCUGACUGAUCUCAGAACUCACCAGAAACUAUGGCUCUUUCUGUUUCUCUCAGAUUCAUAAAACUGUGGUAUACGCAAAAAUCUCUUCUCAGUUUGAAAGGUGAGGUGACAUGUUGCAGUAUAAUCUCGUACCUGGUUACAUUUAGUUUUUACAAUUUGAAAUGACAAAAAAUAUUAGUCUUUGAAUCAAUAUAAAAUAUAGCCCAAUGGACUUUUCGUUUUGAGAUAAUUGUCAAGUUCUUUAUUUAUUUAUUUAUUUAUUUAUUUGAUCAAAUCUUCCCUAAGUUUUUAAUUCAUCAAGAAAUGACCGGGUACUGGAUUUGAUUUUAGUUGAACCUAAAUCUCAAAUGUAUCAAAAGCAUCAGUUUUCUUUUUUUUAACACGAAUCAAGUGUUCAUGUAAAGAAAUAUCAUUUACAACAAUCAUAAGUGUUGAAUAAAUUAUGGAUGAUCCUGGAUUCUUUUUUGUUUGACUUUCUUUCCUGUUUUACAUCUCAUAUUUCCCGUCACUCAUCACUUCCACACAGCCAUUUUAGGUUGUGUGUGUCAUCUCUAAAGCCUUCCAUGCAGCCAUUUUUAUUUAUUUCUCGUCCCAAACCCUCAUUCCUGAGUCCUUACCAGCCUCACCACACUCGCCACCACUCCCCACAGAGCCUCCGUCCUCUGCCGCUGGAAUGCAACCAGACUUAUUUUUCCAGCGACAGUUUUAACGUCUGUGUGUAAGUGGUUAUUUUAACAGACUAAAGCAGGAUACACAAACGCAUAAAAUAUCAGAUUUUUAACCCUUUAUGUGCACUGAUCUUCCUGUGCGAAUCAUGGAAACAAAGUUAACUGGCAAAGACUUUGUAAUGAGGAGCUUAAAUGUCUUCUCGUUUGGUUUUCAAAGUGUAGUUUUAUCCAUCAUGAAGCUGAAAACAAAUCUGAUCUUAUCUUAUUGGUCAAGUAGAAAGCAGACUCACUUGACCUCUAAUAUUUCUGUCAUUAUGCCUUAAAGUGGAGUUGAAUGAUCCACUGACUUUGUAGAUCUCUGAUAGCUCAAGAGUUCAUGGGUUAUGAUAUAGCUGAUGGUUUUUUUUUUUUUAAAUGUCAGAGCCAAUGGAAGUAAAAACAAAAUCUAAGUUAUUAUUUUUUUUUUUUCUUAACAGAUUUUCCAAAACAGUAGGUUUGUAUAUCCAUUCGAGUAAAAUCCAAACUCCUUAGGUGCUUUGUCCAGAGAGAAUUGGAUUCAUAAAACUAGAUAUUAAAAUGAUACUAUUUACCUCUCACAGCCAUCGUGAGGUCACCAAUGUAGAUACACUUUUUAGUGCAGCCUUAAAAAAUUUGAAAUAACCUGAUAAUGGGCUGUUUUCUCAGUCUGUUACAUUUCUAGUGAAAAUUAAACCCACUCAUGUAGAAUUUUGUGGCAAAAUUUAAGCACCCAACAGAGGUCUAAAAUCACGUAGACCUGAACUUGCUGAAAGCUGCAGACACCCUGUAAUAGAUGGCGUUUUCCCACUCUGCUCCUGCUCCCUGUUUCCAUCCUUCAACACGUCUGCAGAGAAUAAAAGAUAUUUGCACCUUAGUCAAUUCACUGGGGGUGUCAGGGGUUUGUCUGGGCUGCCUGUCAGGAUGGUGAAGUGUGUCUGUAAUCAGCUCACAGUGACACAAGGCCUGCAGCCUCUAAACGAAGAGGCACGUUGAUCUCAGGAAGUGCGAGCUGUCUGCUUCAGGGAGUUUUUGAGGUACGAUAUUCUAAUGAGGAGGUGUUGAUUACAGAGGAGGGAGAAAAAAAAGGCCUCAUGAGUGGCUUCAAAAACACAAAGAGAUUAUUGCUAUCUUGUGUGUGCAUUUUGUAAUUGGUUUCAUGUAGAAAUGAAUCCCAUUUAUUUUUUAGACUAAAAAUGAUCAUUUAUGUGUGUAUGAUGCCAGAGGUCAGCUGCCUUCAGCAUUAUUGUGAGUCUGUGAGAUAAAAUGUUGGUGGUGCAUUUGUGUCUCAUUCAAUUUUAGUGAUUUUGUUUUUUAAAGAUUUCAAAUGUGAAGGUUGGAAAUAAAUUUGCACUGGAAAUCAAAUCCCAGUCUUUACCCCCGAAACUGAAUUGUUGCUGGCGCUGUAGCGAAAGGUUUUUGAAACUGGAUUUAUAGAUUUUUAGUAGAUAGGAAUUUGGGAUCAAAGGUUCAGAGGUACUUGACUACACAGAAAACCUACCUAUUUUCGAGCAGCACGUCACUGUAGGAGGCUAAUGGCAUCGUGUGUGAAUUUCAGAUAUGUACAAUGUUUGCACAGUAUGUGGUCUGUAAAUAUAAGUAUAGAGGUAUUAUUGUAUAUAAAGAUCAAAAGUGUGAUGUUUUUGAAGUUAUUUAGAAAUGAAUUCCUUGUUUUCACAUACAGAAUUCUGCAAAUCUAAAUGUAGCCGAUGGGUUUAGGGUAUAUCUGGUUGAAAAUCAAGGCUCUCACAAGAAUUUUAGGAACACUGAGGUCAUGAGUCUGAGGGGCCUUUUGUCCCAGAAUUUCCCUUUAUUUCCCUUUUUCCCAUUAUGUAAUAAAACAAAACAUGAUCCAGACGGCGUUAUGUCCCUUUCAAAACAUAUUUGCGGAUGAAAAUAAGUUGUAAAUAAAUGUAAUUUCUAGGGGACAGGGUUGGUUUGCCAUCACUCCGUACUGUCAACAACAAAUCCUACAAAAUCCCAUCAAAAUAAUCCUUUAAUAAAACUUGUAACUUUAAGUUGUUGAAAGUAAACUGCAUCUCUGGUCUUUGCUACGAUCCCUGAAUUACCACAAAGUAAAUCAGAACACAUGACCUCAGUGAGAGCGUUUACAUGCACAGUAGUAUUCCAGUUUUAAGUCUUAUCAUGCUUUGGAUCAUAUUAAGGAUAUGAUGUUUUUUUAUGGAACAUAAACCUGUUUAUUCUUAUCCCUGUUAACAAGAAUCAAGUGUUAUUCAGGCACUGGUGCUGGUGUGUCUUUGACUCCUCCACAUCCAGCUAGAUAGUUACUUCAUGCCAGUCACCUCUGGCUGCCUGGACUCUGCUGCUCUCACCAGUCAGCUGGAUUUGGUUUCUAUAUCUGAUCACGUGUAAUGGAAAACAGGAGAAUCUUCUGCAUUGUCAGUGCCAGACAUUAACCUUCAUUUCAGCGUGUAGGGCCUCUUUACAUGGUUUAUCAUAAGAAUUUUUGUUUUACUGACAAACUAGAGUUGAGGACACACCUGCGCACAUGAGGAGAAUGAACCCUGGCCUGUAUUUAUCAAACUGCUAAAAGUGAAAUUUUGGACUUAAGUGAAAGAUAAACGUAAGAAUCCUUCAGUUUUACACUUCAGUGUUACAAAAAAAAGCUAUUUGUCAAGUUUUUAUUGACCUAAAAUGCUCUUUAAUGUACAAGCUGCAGAUGCGAGCUCACACAUUAUGAGUUUUUGGAAUUCCUCUACAGUUUAUUUAUUAUUGGUCAUGAUAAACAAUAUGCAAUCUGAAGUAAAAUGUAAUUUUCAGAGUAGGUCAGUUUUAUUUUUGCAGCUACUGCUUUCUUGUGAGCUGUUGUCUAAACAGCAGUUUGCUUUGUCUUUUGUUUCCAUUUCAGCCUUUUCAUUUCCUACUUUUUCAUCCCUGUUUUUAAAAAAUAUUAUAUAUCAUGAAUAUAUAGAUUUGUGUUCAUUUUUACUGGAGAUAUUAAGGAUUUUAUUAAUUAUAUAUAUAUAUAUAAAAAAAUAUGAAAUGAACUUUUUCUAAAAAUCCAAAUAAUAAUAAGCUUUUUGACUCCUAAACUGGCUUUUUGUGUAAGUGUAAUUCUGUUAAGUUUGAUAUAUAUGGGCCCUGAAUAAGAUGUGCAACACACAACCCAGAUACUCCAAAAACCCUGUUAUAACCUGGGAUACUAGUGUGCAUGUAAACACAGUUGCCGGUGGCUACGGCCUUCAUGAGAAUGACGAAACGUAAGUCACUCUGACUAACUUAGUCAAAAAACUAAAAAAUUAAAGUGAUUCUCAAUCCAGAUUAAGUGGACACUUGAAACAGCAGAUGGAUCAUUUUAAGGUCCUAACUGCUUUAUAAACUGUAUGCAGGCCUUCGUUUAAAGUACAGUCUUAAUGUAAAUAUGUUAAGGGUGUCUCCUUGUGCAGCAGUAAGUACCAUCGCUGACUGCAUGCUGAAGAAGAACGAAUCAUUUAUUGGGUUGCAUGCCAGUUUACAGAUCCAAAUGUUCUAUCAGUGUAACCUUGACUACAAUACCUGAGUCAUUUUCCUGCUGUGUUGGACCUCUGCUGCUGCUGCUGCUGCUGAGAAACAGCUUCCACUGUAUAUUUCAGUGUGGGGACUCUCCUCACAGCUCCUGUGUUGAUCUUGUUGCUGUAAAGUUUUCUCAAAUAUGUAAACUGACUGGACCAGCCCGCUUCACUCAGACUCUGAGGAUAAAACACUUGGGCACACACCGGUUCUUCAUGCACUGUUAAAACUCUAGAAGAAGAGGAAGAAGUGGUUUCGACACACAGCUGAUGUCUUUCAGCUGACAUGCCGUCUCAUCACAGGUGCUUCAUGCGUAUGUACUGUAACAUUGUUCUUCUUCUCUGGGUUUCCCACAACUGUCUUAUUUCAUCUGGAAGUCCAGUGUUUCCUUUAUGGUUUUCUGUAACAUCAGUGCCUGGGGAUCAUUGUAAUACUGGCUCCUCAUCCGUCCCUGUUUUUGUUCUCAUUUAUAGUUACUGGGCUUAAAACAAGUUGUUCUUCGGGUCUUUUAUUGUUGUAAACACAUUAAUUGUUAACAUCUUGUUUGGGUCACAAAAGCAGAUUGUGGUUUCUGUUAAUUUCUCAUUUUCUCCAGAGCAGGAAUGAUGUUUUUUGUGUGUUCUGAGGGCGAAAUAUCAUUUUAGAUGUUAUGAUUUCAUAACUAGAAAUGAGGGCAUUUAAUACCAUGAAAUAACUUUAUGAUCUCCUACUCUGUUGGUCAUCAACAUUAUGUUUGUCAAGCCUGAAGAUAAACUUUGAAGUUAUUUUACUGCUGUUUAGACCGAAGCCAGUAAAAAAAAACAAGAAAGGGGGGGAAAAAAAGUGUGUUAAAAUACAAUAUUAUGAUUUCUUGAAAUAAUUAGGACACAGUUGUUUUCCCACUCAACUUUCUUGGAAACAAAGCUUUUGAACAAACAAUUAUCAUUUUACAUUUGAGACUUUUUUUUACAUUGGGUGCAGCAGAAAAAAAGAAGGCAGGGAAAUUUUAUUUGUCACCUUUCAUACACAGAGGCAAUUCAUAGUGUCUGAAGAAAUGCAUCAGAACAAGAUUUAUAAACAAUCAAAUGGCAAAUAAUAAUUAAUUUGAAUAUAAUAAAAAAAAAAAAGAGAGAAGCAAGAGGGGCAAAUCUGCAGUGUCAAGAGAAAUUUAGCUGUAAAGCUCUUAGUUAAACUCGUGUUUUCACACCAUCGCUCUGACGUUUAACCUUCAAUUAGAACAACUGACUGUUGUUGUUCUGUGGGUGAACUUUGGGUUUAAAUCUUGCAGUGUGCAGAGCCAAACAAAAAGCCUUACAUCUGGAAACAGUAUCACUCACUGCUGCCUUCAGUGCCUCUGCUGCUGUACAUUCAAGGAAAACUAUUUUUUACCUUUAUUUUGUUCCGUUUAUAUUGUUUAGUCUUGAUAUUUAGUUUAAUUUCAGUCAGUUGUCAGACUGUAUUAUCUUAUUUUAAGCUGUAUUAAUUGAUCUGUUGGCCACAUUGGAGCAGCGGAACAAGCUGUAAACACAACACUGACAUACAACACUCUUAUAAAGUUGUUAUUGUGAAGCAAACCGUUGCCUAUUUGCCAUCCAGCAGACAUGGAGCAACACAUUUUGGUUGUCCAAAUGUCCAAAAUUCAUUCUCCUUUUUGUUCUGUUUUUGGUCUCCACCAACUCCUGAGAAAAAUAUCUGGCUUUUUAGCAGCUAGAUGCUGCAUUAUGUUCACCAGCUAGUCUGAAAACAGCUGCCUGCUUCUGCUUAAAGUGCUGUUAAUGAGAGCGGAGUUUGGCCAUAAAACCAAAACAAUGAAUGAAAAUAGACUAAAAAGCUCUGUAGAGCUGGGUUAGGUUAUAAUCAUCUGUGGGUUAGUCACUCUGCUGUGGAAACAGCUACAGAUAAACUGAAUAUAAAGAGGCUGAACCACGUUGGUGCUAAUUGAUCAUGUAACACCUGCCAGUUAUUAAAGUGUCUCUGUGAUGGUUGGAAAUGGAACACAAUUUGUUAAUUUAAGAAAUCUCCCCUUAAUUACAUCUUAAGGGCUUUGCAAUAAUGCAAUACUAACACUGAUUAAUAAUGUAAAAGCUCAUAAAGAUGCAAAGAAUGUACAUCAUUAUUAUUUUCAAAUUAUUUGUGGUAUAAUAAGUUACUCUAACGACAUGAUGUUAUAACAUCAUCUGAAUUGUUUCAUUUGACGGUUUUAUCACAUUUUCAAGUUGCUGCAUUAUCCUGUAGUUAUUACGCUGCUUCAGGCUUCAUCAGUUCAGGUUUUCUGGGAUUGUAGAUCAAAGCCAUGUGAAAGAUUUAUGGUCAGUGCUGUUCUUCCAUCAGUCUCGACAGCUGAAUGUUCUGUCACAUUACAGGCUUCAUGCACCACUUUACAAAGCCCGGAAAGGACAUGUAGGAGUGUAAGGAAUAUGGAGUAUGGUCGUAGUAGAAGUAGAAAAGUAUUCUCGAACAUCAAUGUAAAUCUUCACAAAGAUGUAGGAGUUUAUGAAAAAAAGAAAAUGAUCUCUGUUUAGGGUGAAAACUGUUUACCACUGAUAGUGCAACCACACUGUUGUCUGCUUCAGUAUAAACCGCACAGUGCUGUCUGUCUGCUCUGCUUACUAGUCUGAUGUAAAUCUGCUUUGCUCCUAAUCGAAGGAGAACUGAACACACUGGAGACAUCUGGAUUGUUCAGAAGCUGCUGUGAUUCAUAUCGCUUGAAACAAACUGCAAUAAAUCUCUCAACACAG
This is a messenger RNA of Siniperca chuatsi (mandarin fish), 14689 nucleotides long. It is a transcript of the gene letm1, whose product is annotated as leucine zipper-EF-hand containing transmembrane protein 1. Gene Ontology annotation, molecular function: ribosome binding; calcium ion binding. Gene Ontology annotation, cellular component: mitochondrial inner membrane. The transcript is spliced from 16 exons. Lineage: Eukaryota; Metazoa; Chordata; Actinopteri; Centrarchiformes; Sinipercidae. Bases 283 to 2643 code for a protein of 786 amino acids. The record is from RefSeq and is a predicted model, not a curated record. Gene Ontology annotation, biological process: intracellular monoatomic cation homeostasis.